Musa acuminata subsp. malaccensis (wild Malaysian banana) is the source of this 2566-nucleotide messenger RNA. RefSeq lists its product as uncharacterized. Gene Ontology annotation, cellular component: U1 snRNP; U2-type prespliceosome. Gene Ontology annotation, biological process: mRNA splice site recognition. Gene Ontology annotation, molecular function: mRNA binding. The record is from RefSeq and is a predicted model, not a curated record. NCBI's taxonomy places the organism in Eukaryota, Viridiplantae, Streptophyta, Magnoliopsida, Zingiberales, Musaceae.
CCCCCCUUUUUUCUCUUCGAUCGUUUUCUAGGGUUCCCUUUAGAGCUCCUCGUCGACGUCGCCUUCAGCCGCCGCGACGUGGGUUUCCUCGCUUCCGUCAUGGACGCCCAGAGAGCUCUCCUUGACGAACUCAUGGGUGCAGCACGAAAUCUCACGGAGGAACAGAAGAAGCGGUACAAGGAGAUCCGGUGGGACGACAAGGAGGUCUGUGGCGCGUAUAUGGUUCGGUUCUGCCCGCACGAUCUCUUUGUGAACACGAAGAGUGAUCUUGGAGCUUGCCCUAAAAUCCAUGACCCGAAACUAAAAGAAAGUUUUGAGAAGUCUCCUAGGCAUGAUGCUUAUGUUCCCAGGUUUGAAGCAGAGCUUGCACAGUUCUGUGAGAAGCUGGUGAUGGAUUUGGAUAGAAAAGUUAAGCGUGGUCGUGAUCGGUUGGCACAAGAAGUUGACGCAACACCUGCUCCAGUCCCUGCCGAAAAAUCAGAACAACUCUCUGUGUUGGAAGAAAAAAUAAAGAAACUUCUAGAACAAAUUGAGACACUUGGUGAAUCAGGGAAGGUAGAUGAAGCUGAGGCACUCAUGAGAAAGGUGGAUAUGCUGAAUGCCGAGAAGACAGCCCUGACCCAACAAUCAGCAAAUGAUAAGGCUAUGAUGCUUCCACAAGAGAAGAAGAUGGCACUAUGUGAGAUCUGUGGUUCAUUUCUGGUGGCGAAUGAUGCUGUUGAGAGGACACAAACUCAUGUAAGUGGGAAGCAGCAUAUUGGCUACGGCAUGGUCCGAGAUUAUCUUAGUGAGUUCAAGGCUGUGAAAGAAAAGGCAAAGGAAGAAGAAAGACUAGCUAGGGAGAAGGAAACAGAUGAGCGGAAGAAAGUGAAGGAUAAAGAUCAUGAGAAUAGGGUUAGAGAGCGUGAUCUGGUUGGAAGAGAGAGGUCUAGGGAGCGGGAACGUGAACGUGAUAGGUAUAAAGACCGGAGCUCCGAGAGAGAGAGAUCAAGGGAUUGGAGUGGAAGAGGAAGCAGGGAUGGAGGAAGAGGAUUGGAUCGUAGGCAUGACUAUCACAGGAAUGGGAGGGAAUCAGACAGGGACAGGUUCCGAGACAGGUCUGGAGCACGAAGCAGAUCCAGAUCUCCUGCCAGGCAUGGUUAUAGAAGAUCAAGAAGUCCAGUUCGACAAUACUAGCUGUUAGUAUAAAUAGUUUGUCAAAAAGUACUGAGAUCCAAGAGCUCUGUUGAAGUCAUGUGGUCAUCCAAUUAAAAGAAAAACAUUGAGGUAGGUAUUACUGAUCCCUCCUUUUUCUUAUAAAGUCAUUUUGAGCUGCAACUAUUAUAUCUUUCAUUUGUAUCUAUGGGCUCUUUCACAGAGUGUCAGAUUUUUUUUGUUUAGCAUUUUUUUUCAAUCAUAAUUAAGAUGACAGAUCCAAAAUGAUGACAUGAAUGGUGUGGCAAUGAAGAUGAUGAUUAGUAAUCAACCUAUAGAGGUAACACAUCAAUUCUAACUUCUUUUUUGGUACAGCUGUGCCUCUUAUAAAAUUCAAAAUUGUGGAGAUAUUAGGCCAUUGUAUUAGUUGUUUUAUCGUAGUUUGUAGAUAUUCACGUAUUAUUAAUGCUUGUAAAUGUUUGAUGCACUGCCCUAUGCAAACUCUUCAUAUUAUAGAUGCAGAGAGACUAAGUUUGAUUCCCUCUCUCUCUCUCUCUCCUCCCUGUCUUGUUCUUUCAAAAUGGCUUUGGUUCUUUUGAGCUGUAAAUAUUUUAUUAACUUUUGUAGUUUUGUAUUAGUUUGCUGGACCUACGAAGUUAAAAUGAAAAAAAAAGAAAAGAAAACAGCCUGUUUUCUGAUCAUUGUCUUACCUUCACACCUAGGAAUCUUGCCUUCUGCUUCUUUGUUGUUUUUCAUCUCAAACAGGAUUGGCCAUUGCUUUCUGGGAUACUUGUGAUGAUUGCUUGAUUCCCAUGCUUCCUGAAUAUGUUGUCUGCAACAAGAUCUUACUUGUACAUAAUGUGUUUUCUGUGAUGAUCUUACUUGUUUGGGAACGUUUGAUAACCCAUCUUGCUCAUUGAAUUAAUGCAAUGUAGCAAUGAUUUCCAGUGAAAGUGUAGCUAAGGUGAAGUCUUACUUGUUUGCUCAUUGCCUUUGGAACUUUUCGUGCUGCCAAGGAUGGUCAUAAUGGUGCGAAGUUAUAAAUAGUUGACUAAUGUUUGCUCACUAGCCUUUAUUUUUUGUACCAGUGCUGUUGAAUGUUCUUCGAGGCGGGAUUCCUCCACACAUUCUCAAUUCACCGUUCGUGUGUUCGCAAUGUUAUAUCUGUCUGCUCUAGAAUUUGGUUUCGUUGAACAUUUUGCUCUUGUAACUUGCUGCUAUUUGAGUUACGAGAACAUGAUAGAGCAUAAUGAAAUUAUGUGCGAAUUUUAAGGGUACGUUGGGGAGAUUUGUUGUCGCCCCUACUUAGGAAUCAUCGCCUGGGUGGGACUUUUCACUGAUAAUCUAUAAUCUCGGUCGAUGUUUCUGUACGUUUUGAACGACUUACACAUGUACUGGAUCAAAGAGAUAAAAUUGAGCUUUAUUUGUGAUA